Messenger RNA from Cornus florida, 744 nucleotides. RefSeq names its product stellacyanin. Lineage: Eukaryota; Viridiplantae; Streptophyta; Magnoliopsida; Cornales; Cornaceae. Gene Ontology annotation, cellular component: plasma membrane. The coding region runs from base 12 to 578 and encodes 188 amino acids. The transcript has 2 exons. The record is from RefSeq and is a predicted model, not a curated record. Gene Ontology annotation, molecular function: electron transfer activity.
UCUCAUCUUAAAUGGCAAAGCUGCUGAUCCUGGUUCAUGUUCUUGUCAUCCUCGGUUUUGCAUUGACAUGCACAGCACAAACAAUGUACACCGUAGGUGAUAACUCCGGCUGGGACAUAAGCACUGAUCUUGAUACAUGGGCCACCGGCAAGAAAUUCGUCGUUGGUGAUGUUCUUUUGUUUCAAUAUUCAUCGUCUCACAGCGUGAACGAGGUAACAAAACCGAACUACGAGGGGUGCAACACGACCAAUGUACUACAAUCGAGUAGUAAUGGGAACACAACAUUUCCUUUGUCGAAGCCCGGCGAUCAAUACUUCGUCUGCGGCGACAAGUUACAUUGCCUUUCCGGAAUGAAGCUUCAUGUGCAUGUACAGCAAGCUCAGGGGGCGGCAUCACCUGCCGCUGCACCGCAGGCCGAGUCGGGGGCUUCUCUUCCUCAACCUUCUUCCAAGAACAACAACCCUUCAGCUGUAAUUCCUAGUGGUGCUACUUCAGCUAUGCUUGGUCAUGGUGGAGUGCUACAUUCUCUUGCUUUAGCAUUUCUUGGUUUUAUGGCUUCUGUGCUUUCGAUUGUGUAAAAUUGAGUUUUUGUGUUUCUAGUCGUAACUUGUGUCUUGUAUUGUGGUGUAGUAGUCAUUUGGUUUGUUGCAUAGUCCAGUAGUAGAUUAUGAAAUCUCCAGGUUUAAGAUGGUGAAUUGUUUGGCUUAUAAAUUUCAUUAUUUAUUAAAAAAGAAAAUUUCUUAA